Galeopterus variegatus (Sunda flying lemur) is the source of this 2423-nucleotide messenger RNA. RefSeq names its product KIAA1456 ortholog (gene TRMT9B). NCBI's taxonomy places the organism in Eukaryota, Metazoa, Chordata, Mammalia, Dermoptera, Cynocephalidae. Gene Ontology annotation, cellular component: cytoplasm; nucleus. Gene Ontology annotation, molecular function: S-adenosylmethionine-dependent methyltransferase activity; tRNA binding. The record is from RefSeq and is a predicted model, not a curated record. Gene Ontology annotation, biological process: tRNA wobble uridine modification. The transcript is spliced from 4 exons. Bases 211 to 1572 code for a protein of 453 amino acids.
UUUUCCUAAUAGGGCCUGUGUUCCCUUCAGAGACUCACAGAAGUGGUUCACCACGUGAGGGACCUCGCUGUUUGGUUUCCUUCCUCCUGCUUGUCAUUUACAUUACACAUUGACAAAGUCAUGGGAACGGCUGCCGCACUCUGAGGGUGGAGACUGCUGUGAUUCACAAAGACAGGAGGUAAUUUUCCUGUAAUUACAAGAUGACUCAGGAUGGAUCAUGAAGCCGCCCGGCUGGAGAAGCAGCACGUGCAUGAUGUGUACAAGAGCACUGCCCCCUAUUUCAGCGACCUGCAGAGCAAGGCCUGGCCUCGUGUCCGCCAGUUCCUCCAGGAGCAGAAGCCGGGCAGCCUCAUCGCUGACAUAGGUUGUGGAACUGGAAAGUAUCUUAAAGUGAACAGCCAGGUACAUACCCUGGGCUGUGACUACUGUGGGCCAUUGGUAGAGAUUGCCCGGAAUAGAGGAUGUGAAGUCAUGGUAUGUGACAACCUUAAUCUCCCCUUUAGGGAUCAGGGCUUCGAUGCCAUCAUCUCCAUAGGAGUCAUACAUCACUUUUCUACAAAACAAAGAAGAAUCAGAGCAAUAAAAGAAAUGGCCAGGGUCUUGGUUCCCGGAGGCCAGAUGAUGAUUUAUGUUUGGGCAAUGGAACAAAAGAACCGUCACUUUGAGAAGCAAGAUGUGCUUGUCCCAUGGAACAGGGCCUUGUGUUCCCAGCUCUUCUCAGAAUCCAGCCAGUCUGGGAGGAAGAGGCAGUGCAGACAUCCGAAAACAAGCCAUCUCUCCCAUCCACCUUGCUCUGAGUGUAGCUGUUCUGUUUGUUUUAAAGAGCAGUGUGGUUCACAGCGGUCCCACAGCGUGGACUAUGAACCUGCUAUGGCUGGAACCUGUUGCACAAAUAUUGCCAAGGAAGGUGAGGAAGACUAUGGAUUCUAUAACACGUUAGGAAAAUCUGUUCGUUCCUGGUUUUUCUCCCGAUCUUUGGAUGAAUCAACUCUGAGGAAGCAAAUUGAGACAGUGAAACCCUUGAAAAACCCAGAAGGUUGGACUGACAGUGCUAUAUCAGUCCAGCCUUCCAGACGUUCUAGUUUAGACUUUGAUUGCCAAGAGCCAUUUUCAACAAAAGAGCAAAACUUAGAUGAUGAAGUGUUUCUGGAAACUUCUUCUCGAAAACACUUGGAGUGGCUGAGAGCACCAGGCACUUUGAAGCAUCUCAAUGGAGACCAUCAAGGAGAAAUUAGGAGAAAUGGUGGGGGGAAUUUUCUAGAUGGCAUGAAUACCAAGGAGGAUUGCAUGGAUGUGGGUAACUUAGAAGAAGGUAACCCUUCUGCUAGUAAAAUAUUGAGAAGGAUUUCUGCAGUCGAUUGCACUGAUUCCAACCCAGAUGACACAAUUUCUGUCGAAGAACAGCCUGACAUUUCGGAUUCCAGAGCCUUUAUGCGCUACUACCACGUGUUUCGAGAAGGUGAGCUGUGCGGCCUCCUGCAGGAGAACGUGUCAGAGCUGCAUGUUCUGAGCUCGGGGAAUGAUCAUGGCAACUGGUGCAUCAUUGCAGAGAAAAAAGAAAAUUGUGAUUGAUUGGAUCAUUUCAGACAAUUUUUCACUAAGUUUGAUGGGAUUAUCUGAACUUGGAUCUGAUUUUAUUAUUUUUUAAUCCCUUUAUGCUUUGGUCUGUAGAGACUAUGAAUUGAUCAUCUUUUUAAUCUUUGGGUAAGCCCAGAGCCUGGCACCUAAAGCACUUGACAAAGAGUAUUUGUGUUUAAAUGUUAAUGUAAAAGAUCUGAAGAAGCAAUAGAAAACGUACUUCGGUACAGUUUGGAUUUAUUUUCUCCCUGAAAGAUGAAAUUCUUAUAAGUAUACAUGUAUAUUAUUUUUCAGUAUUAUACAUUGAUUUUAAAAGGUUCUGUUGUUAAAUAUAUCUUUUAAAACAGUAUUUUUUUAUAAAGUAAGAGGGUAAUUUCUGGUUCUCAGGUUAUAAUUUAGAUCUGCGUGCAAGAUAACAGGUAAAUCUAUUCCACUGCACAGAUACAUACUGAACCACUGGAUAAGUCGUUUUGUUGCCAAGUCUGGUUUCUACUUAAAGUCUUCAGAAACGUGAGUGAUGGUCGAGAGAGACAAGUGCUACAAGGGCUUCUCUAAGUUAUAAGCCAACUUGCUUUCAGGAUAAGCACGUGUUGUGUUCAGUGUGGCUCAGAUGGUCUGUGAAGGCACUGUAGAGAGUGCAGUAUCCAAGUGGUAUUUUUCCAGCCUUAUUAGAAACUUGAAUAUUUAGUCAGUUAAAAUAAGACAAAGAAUGGCUAAUGAGUUUUCAUCUAGAAUUAUGCUUUUCUUAUGAAUUGAAGGAGUAUUUAGGAAAGAGAAUCUGUUCAAAGCACUGUUUUAUUUUGGCUCUGAGGAUAAAUAUGAGGGGUACUCAAAAAGUUCAUGGA